Messenger RNA from Nicotiana attenuata, 3128 nucleotides. RefSeq names its product flowering time control protein FCA. The record is from RefSeq and is a predicted model, not a curated record. Bases 272 to 2560 code for a protein of 762 amino acids. The transcript has 18 exons. Gene Ontology annotation, cellular component: nucleus; cytoplasm; ribonucleoprotein complex. Gene Ontology annotation, molecular function: protein binding; mRNA binding. NCBI's taxonomy places the organism in Eukaryota, Viridiplantae, Streptophyta, Magnoliopsida, Solanales, Solanaceae.
AGUAAACAAGUAAGAUGAUGCUCGUCUUAAAGCGGUACGACGUCACUUUUGCUUGACGAUUAUCGAAUCACAGUUUGUAUCAGUUAUCGACUGUAGAGACGACAUUACAAUAGCUAGAGUUCUCCAUUUCCUACAGGCUAGAGCAUAGCUAGUUCUGUAAGUUCAGCACAAGGAACUCCUCUAGGGUUUAAGGGACCCCGAUACUCGAACCCCUUUAUCUCCAAUCCUCAAAAAGUUUAGGGUUUAAGAAAUAGCUGAAGUCAAUAAUCUGAUGGAUAGGCACAGAGGAGGAGAGAGGUAUGUGAAUAGCAACAACAAUUCAGACCCAUUUCAUUAUAAGCAGCAGCACUCAAGAGGCGGUCCCCCAUCUUCUAGAACUAAUUUCUCUGAUGGUUCCAUGAACCCUCACCCUCAACAUCAUCGUCGAAGCCCUAAUGCAUAUCGUGGGCCCCACCGGCCCGCCUUCGAUAGCCCUCCUCGCUACCCUCCUACUGAUGCGGUUGCUGUUGGUACUGGUGGUGGUGGGGUUGAUUCUGAAAGGUUCCAUUCGAAUUACCAGAUGCCGCCACCGCCUCCUCCACUUUCGGGCCAAAAGCGGGGUUAUCCGUUUUCUUCCAAUACAAGUGGGUCUCCAGACGGAGUUGAUGAAGGUGGUUUUGCCAAACUUUUUGUGGGAUCUGUCCCAAGAGCAGCAGCUGAAGAAGAUAUUCGACCUUUGUUUGAGGAACAAGGACGAGUACUCGAGGUUGCUUUCAUCAGAGAUAAGAGAACGGGGCAACAACAAGGAUGUUGUUUUAUUAAGUAUGCUACUUCAGCUGAAGCUGAUAGAGCUAUAAGAGCAUUACACAAUCAAUAUACUUUGCCUGGGGGAAUUGGUCCUAUUCAAGUCAGAUAUGCGGAUGGUGAACGUGAACGCCUUGGUGCAGUUGAGUACAAGUUAUUUGUUGGGUCACUGAACAAACAAGCUACAGAGAAGGAAGUUGAAGAAAUAUUUUCGCCAUAUGGUCGUGUUGAAGAUGUCUAUCUCAUGCGUGAUGAUAUGAAGCAGAGUCGUGGUUGUGGAUUUGUCAAAUAUUCUCAUAAACAGAUGGCAAUGGCAGCUAUAAACUCUUUGAGUGGAAAAUAUACAAUGAGGGGGUGUGAUCAACCUUUAACUGUUCGGUUUGCUGACCCUAAGAGACCUAAACCUGGAGAACCUAGAGGUGGUGGACCAGCUUUUGGUGGACCUGGUUUUGGACCUCGCUUCCCAACCCCUGGAAUUAGACCGCCACCUAAUACUGGAGAGCCUUUGCAAGACCAAACAGGCCCUAAUGCCUGGCAUCCCAUGAGUCCAGAAAGUCUCAGACCAAUUUUCAACCAAGGGAUGCAUGGUUUUGGAAAUCAGUUUCCUCCUAGAACCACCGAUACCACAGCGCCUUCUUCAUUGGGUGGUUCCUUCGGGAGUGUUAGUGGCACUGGAAAUGGGUUUCUUACAGGACUUGCGGCUUCUUCUGCUCCUACACCGCAACUGCCUGCUAAACCAAUCCCCACUGGCGGCCCACAAAUUUCUCAACUACAGAAGCCACUUCAGUCACCCCAGCAUUUACCAUCUUCCGGGCAACUUCAGCCUCCAGCCUCAACACCUUUUUCACAGGGACCAACUUCUCAUGCUUUAUUCAGGCAGAUGAAUCAAGUACAAAUGUCCCAGUCUGCCAGUCAAAGUCCUUUCAGUCAGGGAAUGCCCUCGCAGCAGUCGCUUGGUUCGACUUGGCAAUCAACUGUUUCUCAGCCUCAGAUGCAGCGCAAUAUGUCGUCUGCAAUGGGACAUACACCUUUAAGUAAUAACAUGCAACUACAUGUUGCAUCUGCAAUCCCAAACCAGCAGCAGCCUGUGCCACAGCAUUUGGUCCAACAUCUUCAUCAGCCACCUUCCCAACUAGCACAAAUGUUGUCUAAACAGACGCAAAAUCUGCAGGCGAGCUUUCAAUCAUCACAGCAAACCUUUACUCAGCUACAGCAACAAUUGCAGCUCAUGCAACCAUCCAAUGAAAGCUCAGCAGUCCAGCAGGGCACACAAGAUGUUAAACAACAGUCUCCAUGGCAUGGACUUGUUCAACAAGCGGCACCUAGUUCCACAGCUGUCCAACCAAAAGCAGAUGUAGUUCCUGCUUCAUCUACUGCAUCUGGAGUGAACCAGAUUACAGGUCCGGUGAAAUGUAAUUGGACAGAGCACACAUCGCCUGAUGGAUUCAAGUACUAUUAUGACAGUAUUACAGGAGAAAGCAGGUGGGAAAAGCCGGAGGAGCUGAUAUCGUAUGAACAGCAACAGCAAAAAUUGUCUGCCCAACAGCCUCGCAUUCAGGCUCAACCACAUGGGUUGCCUUACCAACAAGCUCAAAUGCAAGCACAACUUCAGUGUCAGCUCCCAACAUAUGUCCAAACCCAGGUCCGCCCGCCUCAACAAUUGCAACAAGCUUCUCAAGGAUCUCUGUAUGCAGUUGGAAUGACAGGUCAACAACCGAUUCAGGGGAUUCAGGCUGCUCAGGAGUGGAUGUGGAAAAACAAGCCUGCAGGAGCUUGAAUUUUGCGUCUGAAUGAUGCACUUAGCUGGAAGCAAAUGCCACAAUGUUGUAUUGUGCAGCCUGAUUUCAAGUGAGAUGUAGCAUUACUUUGUGAAUAUCUUUUGGUAGAGGAACUUACAGUAUUGAGUACACUUCCCAAGGAGUCUGAUGCUCCCAUGCCAAUCCAUCCGCAGCUUUAAAAUGCUACAAAAGCGUUCUAGAUUUCUUAGAAAUAUUCAUUGUGUGCUUCAGGCUUUCAGAAAUUUCUUGAUACUAGCCCCCACUGCAUCGUAUUAUAUCAGAGCCCACAGUCAGGGUUCAAAGAUGUUUGUAGUCUAGAAAUAACCCCGUCUCCAGUAGCCUUGACCAAAGAGAAUAAAUCAUUCAAGCAAAUAGUUUGUUGUGUAUGAGAUGGCUGCAUUGCAUUAUUAUCUGCUGGGGGUUACAAUUAAGUUGCUUGAGGUAGCUAUGCAGUGAUCUUGACUUAUCUCAAACUCCAUUGCAUGCUUUAUGUCUUAAACCUGGCUUUGGUGGGUUGACAUGUAUAAUGAGAGAGAGACUUUUUUCAGGUGACGUCUUUCCGUUCUA